UGAACUGAAAAAUAUGGUGGGAUCACGCGUUUAUGUCGGAGGUUUGCCCUAUGGUGUAAGAGAACGCGAUUUGGAGCGUUUUUUCAAGGGAUAUGGCAGAACAAGAGACAUUUUAAUCAAAAAUGGUUAUGGUUUUGUGGAAUUUGAAGAUUAUCGUGAUGCUGACGAUGCGGUUUACGAAUUAAACGGGAAAGAAUUACUUGGUGAAAGAGUUGUGGUUGAGCCAGCUCGUGGAACGGCUCGAGGUGGUGGAGGACAUCGGGACAGAUAUGAUCGCUAUGACAGUGGCCGUCGUGGUGGUGGUCGCUACAAUGACAAAAACAAAAAUAACAACAGAUCUAAUUCACGUUAUGGACCUCCAUUGCGCACUGAAUAUCGUCUUAUUGUUGAGAAUUUGUCCAGUCGUGUUAGCUGGCAGGAUUUGAAAGAUUAUAUGCGUCAAGCUGGAGAAGUCACAUAUGCCGAUGCCCAUAAGCAAAGACGUAAUGAGGGUGUGGUUGAGUUCGCUUCGUUGUCUGACAUGAAGACUGCGAUCGAGAAAUUGGACGAUACUGAUUUGAACGGUCGCCGCAUACGUCUGGUUGAAGACCGUCGAAGCGGUCGCGGGCGUGGUGGACGCGGCCAAUCUGGCUCAUCCAGUUCACGCUCUCGAUCACGUUCUCGCAGACGUUCGCGCUCCCGCUCUCGUCGCUCCUCGCGUUCUCGAUCAAAGUCACGAAGCCGAUCCAAAUCACGUGGAGCUCGUUCCAAAUCCAAGUCCCCAGUUAAGUCCCGUUCACGCUCUCGUUCAAACAAAUCUCGUGAACUUUCCAAAUCGAAAUCCAAAUCACCACGUUCCCGCUCCCGUUCACGUUCUGUGAAACGCGAUGAUUCCCGUUCUCGUUCCCGUUCCGUUUCGAAGCGUGAAUCUCGCUCGCGCUCCCGCUCCAAGUCGCGUCGAGACUCUCGUUCACGCGAUCGUUCUGCUUCUCGUGACAACAAAUCCAGAUCCCGAUCCCGUUCUCGUUCUCGUUCCAGAUCACGAUCCCGCUCAGCAUCACCGAAAAAUGGCAAUGCCUCUCCAGACAGAACAAACGAGAGUAUGGAUGAUUAGAUUGUAGCAACAUAUUAGAAUUCACAUUUUGACGC
Musca vetustissima is the source of this 1128-nucleotide messenger RNA. It is a transcript of the gene B52, whose product is annotated as serine-arginine protein 55. The record is from RefSeq and is a predicted model, not a curated record. Bases 14 to 1093 code for a protein of 359 amino acids. The transcript is spliced from 8 exons. Gene Ontology annotation, biological process: mRNA splice site recognition; alternative mRNA splicing, via spliceosome. Gene Ontology annotation, molecular function: mRNA binding. Lineage: Eukaryota; Metazoa; Arthropoda; Insecta; Diptera; Muscidae. Gene Ontology annotation, cellular component: ribonucleoprotein complex; cytoplasm; nucleus.